Microtus ochrogaster (prairie vole) is the source of this 986-nucleotide messenger RNA. It is a transcript of the gene Tipe1, whose product is annotated as TNF alpha induced protein 8 like 1. NCBI's taxonomy places the organism in Eukaryota, Metazoa, Chordata, Mammalia, Rodentia, Cricetidae. The record is from RefSeq and is a predicted model, not a curated record. Gene Ontology annotation, biological process: negative regulation of TOR signaling; regulation of apoptotic process. Gene Ontology annotation, cellular component: cytoplasm.
CGGAUCCUGAGAAGCAGGGCCCAUGGACACCUUCAGCACGAAGAGCCUGGCCCUGCAGGCCCAGAAGAAAGUGCUCAGCAAGAUGGCCUCUAAGGCCAUGGUGGCCGUGUUCGCGGACGACACCAGCAGCGAGAUCCUGGACCAACUGUACCAGGCCACCAAGGAGUUCACCCACAGCCGGAAGGAGGCACAGAGGGUGGUGAAGAACCUGGUGAAGGUGGCCGUGAAGCUGGCCGUGCUGCUGCGGGCUGGUCAGCUGGACGGGGACGAGCUGGCUCAGCUGCGAAGGUUCCAGGGCCGCAUGCGCAGCCUGGCCAUGACGGCCCUCAGCUUCCACCAGGUGGACUUCACCUUCGACCGGCGCGUGCUGGCCGCGGGGCUGCUGGAGUGCCGGGACCUGCUGCACCAGGCCACCGGCCCUCACCUCACCGCCAAGUCCCACGGCCGCAUCAACCACGUCUUCGGCCACUUAGCCAACGGUGACUUCCUGGCCGCGCUGUACAGCCCGGUGGAGCCGUAUCGGAGCCACCUGGGCCGCAUCUGCGAUGGCCUUGGAAGGAUGUUGGACGAGGGCGGCAUCUGACCUGGCCUGGAGACCUCUCCAGAACAUCAGUGUUCAUCCCAGCUUUGCUCCUUUCUACUUCCGAGAAGCUGUCUUGUAGUCCAGCCAGACCCCAGACUCUACUGAUGAGGCUGACCUUGAACUGAUGCUGCUCCUGCUGCCUCCUGAGUGCUGGAGUCACCGGUGUGCUCCACCAUCUCAUUGUUGGGCACUGUCAUUCUUUCAGAUAAGGUCAUGGAGACUCGGGAGUAAAAAAUUGUACUCCCCAAGCCCUGCUUCCUGCCCCCCCCCCAAAUGUUUAUUUUCGUUUCCUAACUCUCAGGGCCUCCCAAUGUGACUCACUUUAGGAAAUGGAGUUCAAGCCCUGGCACCAGUCUAGGGUUGAAGGGAUCCCAGCCUGCCAUGUGGGCUGGGGAUGAGCACA